Molecule: messenger RNA, 372 nt
Organism: Phragmites australis (common reed)
Lineage: Eukaryota; Viridiplantae; Streptophyta; Magnoliopsida; Poales; Poaceae
Product: two-component response regulator ORR12-like
Exons: 5
Coding region: 1-372 (123 amino acids)
Biological process (GO): phosphorelay signal transduction system; cytokinin-activated signaling pathway
Source: RefSeq, a predicted model, not a curated record
AUGGACGGUGCUUCUCCCCAUGUGCUCAUAGUCGACAAUUCCCGUGUUGAUUGCCUUGUUGCAUCCAGGAUCUUACAGAGUUGUGACAUUCGAGUUACGGUUGUGGAGGGUCCCAAGCAAGCAUUGAAGUUCUUGGAUGGGGAACAUGAUGUGAACUUGAUUUUAACUGACUGUUGUAUGGCCGAUAUGACUGAUUGUGAUCUACUUAUGGCAGUGAAGGAAUCACCCAAGUUGAAGCACAUACCAGUGGUGAUUGCAUGCUCCGACAACAUCCCUGAAAGGAUCAACAAGUGCUUGGAUGGAGGAGCAAAGCAUUUUAUCCUAAAGCCUGUCAAAGUUGGCGAUGUUCCUCGCAUUCUGAGCUAUAUUUGA